This is a messenger RNA of Prorocentrum cordatum, 421 nucleotides long. The record is from the annotation of a GenBank genome assembly. Lineage: Eukaryota; Dinophyceae; Prorocentrales; Prorocentraceae.
GACCCACGGCUACUUCGCGCCGGAGCUCCUGGACAGAGAGGACUACGACUGCGCCGUGGACAUGUUCGCGCUCGGCGUCAUCAUGUUCACCGUCGUGGGUGGGUACGAGCCCUUCUACCCGGCCUCCAAGGUGCACGCGCCGCUCGAGUUUGACAAGACCUGCUGGGGCCACGUCAGCAGCGAGUGCGCCUCCUUCGUCUCCGGCCUCCUGAGGACGGACCCGAAGCUGCGCACCACGGCCGAGGCGGCCACGCAGGACUAUUGGAUCCUGAGCGAUGACCUGUCCGAGGUGGACGUUUCCACCCUGCCUCUCGGAGCCCCGAAGCCGAGGAAGAUCGCCUUCCACAACGCCGCCAAGGUCGCGGACGCCCUGCCGCUGGCGCGGAGGAGCCCCGACCACGACCGGUGGCAGGCGUACUAG